UGAUACACUCGAGGCUUUUGAUUGGUAACCUGUGGAACCCACGCAAGAAUGUCUCUCUUUUCGACGGAUUGUUCAAUAUUACAGCUUUGGAUCUGAGCAAAAAUCCGAUAUACAGCGCUACACGGAAUACAGAGGAUCUGCCUCCCGGGGUCCUGCAACAGCUUUCCGCUUUACACAAUCUUUCUCUAGAAGACUGCAACCUUUCUAAACUUCAUCCACAAGCCUUCACAGGGUUGAAAUCACUUCGGCUUCUAAUACUAAGAAAUAACAAACUUAAGCAGCUUCCUGUCGAUUUGUUUAAGUCAUUAGAUCAAGUAACAAGCAUUGAUCUUGUUGGUAACGUUUUGACGGACCUUGAUGGAGCGAUCUUUUUGAGUAAUCGAAAGUUAAAAACUCUUCUGCUAUCAAGCAACAGAUUAACACGUCUCGAGCAAAAUACUUUUAAACCGCUCUAUUCUUCUCUGUUAUUCAUCGACCUUUCAAUGAACACUAUCGAUUGCAACUGUGAUCUAAGCUGGUUUCCUACAUGGCUAAGCGGACCACUUAGCCUCAUUGAGGGCGAUGACGACGACGACAAAGCCAUAUGUUCAUCGGAUUCUUUAGAGCCUUUUCGGGACGAGUAUCUAAUUGAUUUCGAUCCUAAAAAGUUCUGUAGCAUCAACAUCGCCCUGGUAUGUUUGCCUACCCUCGCCAUCAUCUGUCUGAUUUUCAUCGUCGCACUCGUAUACCACUACCGGUGGCCGCUGAGGUACAGACUGUUUCUAGUCAAACUGGCAGUUCUUGGCUACAAGGAGAUGCGAGACGCUAGGGAUCAUAAUGAUUAUGAGUUUGACUUGAAUGUCAUAUUUUACGAUGAUGACGAAGAGUGGAUUCGCGAACACCUCCGACCGGCUCUCGCAGAACGGCUUCCGCAUUUUCAGAGGAAUGUCUUUGGAGAUGCGGACCUCGUCCUGGGAAUGCAUUACUUAGAGUCUGUUGACUACGUGGUGAGUCAUAGUUACAAGACCAUCAUAGUGCUCAGCAGUGCUGCUGUGCUUGAUCGCUGGUUCAUACUCAAGUUCCGUACAGCCAUGGACCACGUGAGUGACACUCUGACUGAAUUCGUUGUCGUGGUCUUUCUCGAAGACAUCCCAGAUGAUGAAAUGCCAUUCUUGGCGAGGUUGUACCUCAGUGAUGGCAGACCAUAUAUUCAUUGGACUGAGGGCUUAAGAGGACAGGAGUAUUUCUUCGAUAAAUUGACAACAAAUCUUACCAUCAAUCUCCGGACCAACGACAGGAUCCCCAACGAGUAAUUAGAAUGUGACACAUGUUUCAAUUUAGGGAUGUUUUGCGUGUAUAGUGCACUCUCUUUUGACUGUUAUAUACCUACAUCUUGGAAAUUUUCCUGUGACUGUGGACAUUGCACUUUUUUCGACGGUAUGUGAACAAAAUUAAUGUCGAGAUAUAUUCGUUCUUCGUCUUUUUUAAUCAAAUAUUUUAGCGAAUUUAUAUUUCAAAUUUGGACAU
Messenger RNA from Strongylocentrotus purpuratus (purple sea urchin), 1506 nucleotides. Its product is annotated as toll-like receptor 4. The transcript has a single exon. NCBI's taxonomy places the organism in Eukaryota, Metazoa, Echinodermata, Echinoidea, Camarodonta, Strongylocentrotidae. Gene Ontology annotation, biological process: signal transduction. The record is from RefSeq and is a predicted model, not a curated record. The coding region runs from base 483 to 1292 and encodes 269 amino acids.